AUGGAGGACGCCCAAGCCACUGCAAAAUGGGCAAACCGUGUCCUGCGCCCCUUGACCUCCAUCUGCCGUCGAAUCGCAAAGCACAAAGAAACGGUGUCGAUAAUCGCGACCGGGUCGAAACCACCCGAGACUGCAGAGGGCAGUGAUGUGUCUACGUUGGAAGCCCAUCACAAACCAGAAAGCCGGAACAACUGUUCAGGCUCGGAUGCGGAUCCGGAUGAAAACGACCCAGCUUGGAUUCCAGGAAAAAAGCCCGAGCGGCGUCGACCCAAACACAAAUAUUCGUCAAGAGCGGAAGGUUCUAGGGGGGGAAAGCGCAACAGACUAUCAAUACAUAGCCCGGAACCCUCACGAACCCUGCCCGGCGCUAUUGAGGUCGCAACACCACUCAUCACUGGGAGGAGAUGGGAGAUGCCACCGAGUGCACAGUCAGAACGCCCGGAGGGACAUUUCAACCCUAAUACCCAAUCGUCACGGCCGUUAGUCUUCCGUGAUCGAUAUUCGCUCCACAAGAGCCCUUGGCAGGAACUUCUCGACCAGUCUGGUGAUCCGGGCUUCGCCGACAUAGCACACAACCUUGAUCGUGUCUUUCAAAAUUUCCUUUGCAGUACUGUGAUAUCUAAGCGUGAAGUGAAGCAUUCAUCCGAAAGGAGCAGACGCGGUGCUCGAUCAUUACUGUCCAUGGUGGCACGCAGUCUGCCUGAAUUUAUUGCGAGCGAGCAGGAAGCACAGGACGAGUUGGACGAGGACGGGGAUGAAGAUAUGUGCAAUGCAUACUUUACAGAGUUGGAAGCAUUUUAUGCGCCUUAUGGGACAGGCUGGAAGCCACUCCGCGAGGCUGUCCGUGCGCAGGGUAUCUACUUGGUUUCUACCCUGAUACAGAAUCAUUGGAUAACAGACUCAAUUGCUUGUGCGCUGAUUGAGAAAUGUCGUUCAUUUGCACCUGAAGAAAGUGAUUCAUUGCUCUCCACAUUGCUUUCUACACGCAAAAAUUACCUAUACCCCCAGGCUCUAAGGCCAGUGGUGAGCCAUGACGCCUCGGAUCCAAUCCGAUUGUUACGAAAAUAUGCCCAUCAUGGCGUUGCGAGUCGCUCUUAUAUCUUCAAUGAACUUGCAAAGCUUCUUUUGCGGGGAGUGCUACCCCCGGAAUGGAUGGCGACCAAGUUAUGGACUAGUUGGAUGACACGAGCAACAAUUUCCCUUUCGAAAGAAGAUGAAGACUGUCCAGCGGCUACACGGUUGAUUGAAGCUGUGAUUCUCUCAGCUAGUGAUGCCCGCCCUGUCACUGUUGCUCAUCGUUGUACACAGAAACUCCCCCGAAAGGGAAGGCUGCUCGUGCCCGUGCGACUAGAGCUGCCUCCACCACAGCGUGGGAAAUCUCGAAUCUUGCGCGGCCUUGUCCAUUACAGGUAG
Penicillium coprophilum is the source of this 1413-nucleotide messenger RNA. RefSeq lists its product as uncharacterized. The record is from RefSeq and is a predicted model, not a curated record. NCBI's taxonomy places the organism in Eukaryota, Fungi, Ascomycota, Eurotiomycetes, Eurotiales, Aspergillaceae. Bases 1 to 1413 code for a protein of 470 amino acids. The transcript has a single exon.